Messenger RNA from Pleurotus ostreatus (oyster mushroom), 1575 nucleotides. RefSeq lists its product as uncharacterized. Bases 1 to 1575 code for a protein of 524 amino acids. The transcript is spliced from 3 exons. The record is from RefSeq and is a predicted model, not a curated record. NCBI's taxonomy places the organism in Eukaryota, Fungi, Basidiomycota, Agaricomycetes, Agaricales, Pleurotaceae.
AUGGACACGCUGCCUCCAAAACCUGUGGUGGCCCCACGAAGUCCGUCGCGCGAAAAUAUCAGCAGACAUGACGCGGAUGGCCGUGACCGGGACUCUGGCAGACGGCCAGAAUCCUCGUACCGCGAUUCUGGCGGACGUCGCGACGAUAGAUCUGACAGGCGAUACGACGACAGGCCUUACUCGUCGAGACCUCGGCAGGAUGCAGAGCCAUACCCAAGAUCUCGUUACUCCGGACGGGACGCCCCUCGACGAAAUGACGCCCCCAGAGGUCGCGGUCGCGGUUAUGGCAGAAGAGACUAUGAUAGUAGAGGGUCUGAUUCUAGGUCGUCAUGGAGUAGAAGGGAAGAACCGCCUGAUGGAUGGUCGAGGUCUGGUGGCAGAGACGACCGGGACAGGGACAGGGACAGGGAUCGAGGCGACUACCACCGCGACGAUGACCGUCGAAGGAGAGAUGGCCCAUCCUCACACGACGGUCGUCAUCGUGAGACAACAGUAGAUUCAUGGGUACCAGAUUCUCGUCGGUCAGACUAUGGUGGAGACAGGCGGCGUUCCAGAUCUCCUCGGAGGCGGCCGUCUUCUCCCCCGCCGCCUCGCAGUCCUUCCGACAGUCGUUACUCACGUCCCAGAAGCCCGGGGCGUUAUUCCUCUCCUCCCUGGCGGCCACCGCCUAGGGAAGAUACUCCUCCACCGCGGACAUCACCCCCUCGAGUAGCCAUCAAGCAAGAAGAGUCUCGUGCGAUUCUCCCACUCAAAGAGGAGCCCAUGCCACCUGUAAAUGCUCAGGAUCCUGUCAAGAAUAAUGAACAACUAGAUAUAAAGCCAAGUCCUGUCAAACAAGAACCUGCUGUAUGGGGCCGUUCACCAACUCCAAUCAAAGCUGAGCCCACUUCGGCGCCUCUUCCGCCUAAGAGGGAGUACCCAAGCGAACCUCCAGUUAAUCUGGUCAACGCCCGUCCAGUGGAUGAUCGAGUGAAGGAUAAUGACGUGAAGAUGAGAGACCAAUCCGAUGCGUCAAUACCGACUCAUCCAAGACAUCACCUACGAACCGCAAAUUUGGACAGAGUUCAGUCUCCUCACUCGAGACUUGAUUCUCCAUCCGGGAGCUCCCAUCCGAUUCAGCGUCGCUCCUCACCGCCAAGAUUCAAUCGUCAGGUCAGUGACAGACAUUCCAGAUACGAUGGUCCGCCGACCCGCCUAAAUAAACCUUAUCACCACAAACACGAACCUGACAAAAUAUACCCACAACUGGCAUCUGCGGAAUUGAACCGUAUAUUCCCUUUGAAAUUUGAGGAACCGAUCCCUCUGCCUUCCGAGUUGCAACAAAUGCAUGCCAAACGGGAGCAAUUCAGGAAGAGUGCGUUGAUAUUUUGCAAACAGCGUGCCGCUCUGGUACAAGUCGAGCUACAGUUGGCGGAAGCCUUGCGUGAAGUAGACUUGGCGUCCAUCGAUGUAGCCACUGCGAAGAGUCGACAAAGAGCGAUAGAACAUACCAUCGCAACUCUGGAGGCGGUGCCCACCUCUGAGCCGUCUUCGUCGAGCGGACAACCAUCCGAAGGCACCAACACAAUUUCAUAG